AUGUACAUUGAGACAGUAAGCAUCACAGGCCAAAUGAGCCAAAGCUCGCUCAAUAAAGACCGUGAUGGAAAUGAGGCUGAAUCGGCUGAUCUGGACACCUCUGGGUUCCCUUAUCGCGAGGAUGCUCCAGGGCUCUUAUCGCAGCUGCUACGGCAAGCGCAGCGGCAACUCGCGCAGCGUGUGCGUAAUAGACACCUUGGCGCCUGA
Molecule: messenger RNA, 207 nt
Organism: Penicillium brevicompactum
Lineage: Eukaryota; Fungi; Ascomycota; Eurotiomycetes; Eurotiales; Aspergillaceae
Exons: 1
Coding region: 1-207 (68 amino acids)
Source: RefSeq, a predicted model, not a curated record